AUGGGGAAGAAGCUGGAUCUCUCCAGGCUCACGGACGAAGAGGCCCAGCACGUCUGGGAAGUGGUUCGGCGGGACCUGGAGCUCAGACGGAAGGAGGAGGAAAGGCUGCGGUAAUUAAGGGGACGGGUGCGCAAGGGUCAAGUUGGGGACCGCUGGUUUAAAGAAUCUGAAGCAGAGUACAAUAUUCCUUUCCCCCACGUUCUGCACCUGGCAUGGCCCUCCCGGCCCCUCCGACGCCCAAAAGGCAGUGCCUGGAAAGGCUGCAGCCACGUCCACCCAGAGCAGCAGGGCUGGCUUUGCGACCCCUGCCACCGGGCCAGGGUCGUGAAGACGGGCUCGCUGGGGUGGUACUACGGGCAUGUGCGAGCCCGCUUCAAGCGGUUUGGGAGUGCCAAGGUGAUCCGGUCCCUCUGCGAGCGGCUGCCAAGUGGAGGUGGGCCGCAGCCAGGCCCUGGAGAGGAAAGCGGAGACACGGAGCAGACGGACACCGAUGGGGAGCUGGACGCGGCGGCCCAGGCCCGGCCCCUUGGCAGCAGAUCUGUGCCAGCCGAGAAGAAGCGCCUCCUGCUCGUCCACAGCCUGGACUUCGACGCUGACUCCGAUGACUCCAGUCCACCUGGCAGUCACCCCCCAAGCCUGCAGGGCCUCGCAGGUGAGCCGGCCGCGGAGGAGGCCGGUGCCAGGGCCGCUGGGCGCCACCCCCAUGCUGAAGAGCGGACGGACGGCGGAGUCCCGGCCGGUCGGGCCGCCCUCAACGAGCUCCGCCCGCCUGGACAGCCCUGCGCGGUGGCCCUGGGCGUCGCAGCCACACCUGGGACGAACGUCAUCGGGAGCGAGCAGCCCCCUUCCCAGUACCUGGCCGACGUGGACACCUCCGAUGAAGACAGCCGCUGGGGUCUCAGGGCGGCCUUUCGCCAUUCCGAACGGAGAGGCCGGCCGCGGCCCGAGAGGCAGAACCCAGACGAGGGUGAGCAGGCCCCGCUCCGGGUGCGGAACCCCGAGCUUCGCUGCUCCGAGGCUGGUCUCAUGCACAUCUGCAGGAGCCUGGAUGCGUGCAUCCUCCGCACGCCGCAUCCGGCCGCCAGCGAGCCCGCCGCCGCCGACGCAGAGGAGGACACCCUGAAGAGGAAGCUGGAGGAGCUGACCGGCAACAUCAGCGACCAGGGCGCCUCGUCCGAGGAGGAGGGCGAGGACGACGGGGCCCAGCUGGACAGGAGCACCCCCGUGGAGGACUUCCCCAGGGCGGCCUCAGAGGUGCGCCCAGACGCAGGCCAAACGCGCAGAUGGGAAAAGAGUCCCCCGGGCCCUCGGGACCCCGUCCAGCCCUCCAGGACCGCGGACGAGGAGCUGUCAGCGCUGGAGGACAGGGUGGCGAUGACGGCCUCCGAGGUCCAGCAGGCGGAGAGCGAGGUAGCCCCCAUGGCCUCAGAGAGCACGCGGCAGGGCCCUGAAGGCCUCACCGUGCAGCCAGCAGGAAGGGCCCGGCGGUGUCAGCUCCCGAUACUUCUGCCCCGGCUCGCGAGGCAAGUUGGCGGGAGCCCUAAGGAUCCAACCACAGACGCUUCGGAGGGGGUCCAGGUGGUGGCUGUGCCCUACCCCCCGAGGAGGAAGUUCGGUGAUUCCCCUAAAAGUCAGGGUGGAGCCAGCGGGUCCCUCGACCCGAAGUCCAUGUACCGCAGGUCCCUGACACAGAGGAACCCCAGCAGCCGGAGGGGGGCCGCCCAGCACAGCUUCGCUAAACCCGUGAUGACCCACAAGCCCUAA
Molecule: messenger RNA, 1764 nt
Organism: Pteropus alecto (black flying fox)
Lineage: Eukaryota; Metazoa; Chordata; Mammalia; Chiroptera; Pteropodidae
Gene: MLPH
Product: melanophilin
Exons: 17
Biological process (GO): intracellular protein transport
Cellular component (GO): cortical actin cytoskeleton
Molecular function (GO): actin binding; myosin binding; small GTPase binding
Source: RefSeq, a predicted model, not a curated record